CGUGACUCAUCAGAGACUGGCACUGCCCCGGGCGGUCCUCCUGGUGGUUUUAUUGCGGGGUUUUCUGCGGGAUGUGGCCUGGCUGGUGCGAAUGGAGCCCAAGGGAUUUGCCGCCGUUGCGGUGCUGAGUUUGGGCGCUGUGGUUUUGCUCGCAGUGGCGCUGCUCUGUCCGGGCGUGUGGGGCCGGGCCUCUGCCUCGCCGCCGCGGGCACAGCAUCACCUGGUGGCGGAGUAUGACCUCUGGCAGGCACGGCUCGAGGUCUUGUUCUAUCCAGACCCAGCGUUGCCGUGGAAGCAGGCACCACCUCCCUUGCACAUUCCGCCCGUGCCGCUGUACCAUUUUGUGCAUGGCCCUGCGGCCGUCGCCCGCCUGGGCCGCCGGGCGAGCGACGACGCUCGGUCGCCCGUCGCCUGGGACGGCGACGAGCUCGAGAUGCGCCGUGCGGCGCUGCAGGAUGCGACGGACGCCUGGUGGACCGGUGACGACUCGGACGGAGGGGAGUCACUCCGCGAGGACUGGGACUACGAGCAGCAAGCGGCCACGUGGCUGGCCUUGACCUUGCGGAGGAACCGGAAAAGGAAUACGACGUGGACGUGGCAAUCGACAUUGCCUGUUGCGGCUGACGCUGUUGAGCAACGAUGUGGCAUUGGUAUUGCCUUGCAGAUUGGCAGCCUUAUUGUCCAGGCCUCCGGCGCCAGGCGCCUGGCGCGCGGAGCCAAUGCCAAGGCUUUGUACGGAGCAGCAUUAGUUUUGCAAGUCUGUGUUACAGCAGCCACGCUGUUUGCCUUCGUUGGAUACUUGUCACGCUUUCACAACAAGCUGCACAUGCUGGCAGCGGAAUUUGUCUUUGCCCAAACAGAUGGGGCCAUUGUCAUUUGGCCAGCUGACUUUAAACUUCAGCUGGGACCUUGUGCCAUUUCUGUGGCUCUCUCCGGCCUCUUGGCCUUGGCCGCCAGCCUCCUGCUGGCAGGGCUACUGGUGCGGGCUCGCAGCCCCAAGCAGGACCCCGCCGACGCCGAUGCGGUGCGGCGGAGCGCCUCGUCGCGGCGCUUCACGCGGUCGAAGAGCUCCACGUUGGUGGCGGCGGAGCUUCUCUUUGAGGCUUCCGUCAUCAAGUUGAAAUCGCAUGACCGGCGUGUGGUGUGCAUAGUCCUGCUGGCCAUGACCCUCUUGGCUCUGCUGUUGGGUCUGAUGGCCUUCCUCCUGGGCCGCGCUGGUGUGGAGGAUGGCGUCAGCAAGGCUUUUCGAGGUCCGGAAGACAGUUUGAGGAAAACCUCCAGAGCUGCUCAAGCUGUGAGCCAUUUGAUUGGACGAUCGACCAGGUGCGUGGUACUUGGACCAGCCAGAGUGGUGCUUGGGCUCGUGCACCAUGCAGCCGGGGCGGUGGCCUCCCUUGGACAUGUGGUGGCUCUUCCAAUCUCGCCCAUCCUGAGAGCCUUGAGGCGUGUCCUCUCUUUCGCGACCAAAGGAGUCGUUCGCGGCGCCACCUGGUUGGCCGCCGUUGCGGAUGCGGCUGCAAAGUCAGCCCAAGCCAAUCAGGACGGCCGCGCGGCCCAGGCGGCCGAGGUCGUGCCGACCGAGCGGCCGAAGCGGUCCAGGUUCCGGAACCCAUUCCUACGAGAUGAAAGCUGACACAAGCUGACACAGGGCUGGUCAAACGAGAAAGCCACUUCAGGCAUCUGCAGCCCUGUCGCCAGCGAAGAAAAGUCUGCCGCUGCUUUGCACAAGCCUACAUGCCAAGUCAACAUGGGUUGCUUUGCUUUGAUGUGGCAUUUGCCUGUGGCCAGGAGCACAAAAAGACCUGCAAUAAAAGCAAAGGCCACAACCACGAGGACUGCCCGAGAAG
Durusdinium trenchii is the source of this 1847-nucleotide messenger RNA. The record is from the annotation of a GenBank genome assembly. Lineage: Eukaryota; Dinophyceae; Suessiales; Symbiodiniaceae.